Messenger RNA from Manihot esculenta (cassava), 1408 nucleotides. Its product is annotated as methyl-CpG-binding domain-containing protein 11. The record is from RefSeq and is a predicted model, not a curated record. Gene Ontology annotation, molecular function: DNA binding. The transcript is spliced from 3 exons. Bases 127 to 1113 code for a protein of 328 amino acids. NCBI's taxonomy places the organism in Eukaryota, Viridiplantae, Streptophyta, Magnoliopsida, Malpighiales, Euphorbiaceae.
AGAGUUUUUCAGUGGGAAGUAAUUAUAAUAAUAAAUAAUUUAUUUUUAUUUAAAAAAAAAAAAGGAAAAUGGAGAGGGAGACAUCAACCGACGACAACAGACGUAUCCGAGCAUCAACGGUGAAAAAUGGAAGCUAAAGAGGAAGUUAUUUCUGUUGAGCUGCCUGCUCCUCCGGCUUGGAAGAAAAUGUACUUGCCAAAGAGAGCAGGGACACCAAGGAAGUGUGAGAUCAUGUUUAUUGCUCCAACUGGGGAUGAGAUUACCAACAGGAAACAAUUGGAGCACUACCUAAAAUCACAUCCUGGUAAUCCUCCAAUAUCAGAGUUUGAUUGGGGUACUGGUGAGACACCCAGGAGAUCAGCAAGAAUCAGCAAGAAGGCCAAGGCAACUCCAUCGCCUGAGAAAGAGCCCCCAAAGAAGCGAAGCAGAAAAUUAUCAGGUUCAAAGAAAGACAGCAAGGAAACAGAACCUGCCUCUGAAAAAGGUGAAUGUGAGAAAGAAAUUCAAAUGCAAGAUGCAGUGGGAUCUGAAAACGAAAAUGCAGAAGCGGGAAAAGAGAAUGGUAUUACCAAUGACAAUCAGAUACAGGAAGGAUAUAAAGAAGAAGCUCCCGAGGCAAAGAAUGCAGAUACAAAAAUGGAAGAUGCUACUCUAGAAAUUAAUAAAGAUGUGAACACCCAUAAGGAUGCUGGUCAAGAAAACGGAACAAAGGAUGAUAAUGAAGGAUCUGAGGAAACUCAGCAGGCAAUGGAAGUUCAAAAGCAGGGGAAUGCAGAGGCAACCUUGGAGAACAAACCAGCAGAAGAAGCUGGUUCUGAUGAAGGCUCUACAGGAAAGUUUUCACAAAUUGAGGCGGAGAAAGAGACUGUCCCAGAUGCUGCGACUGUGGAAGCAAAUGGGGGUGCAGAGAAAGAGAAUGUUAACAGAACUGUCCCUGCAUCUGAGGGCGAGAUGAAAGGAAAACCAGAUAUACAGGAGAAUGAUGCAGAGUGCAACAUCUCUGUAGAUGGAAAAGCAAAUACUACAGCUGGGAGAAUCGCAGAAAAUGGUAAGGUUAGCCAAACAGGCCAAACUGAUGCCCCGCAAAAUCCAGCUCCUCUCGUGAGCUGCUGAGUUCACUGCUUUAUUGUCCAUGACGUGUAAUCCUUCUUAUCAUAACUCUUGCCGAUUUUAGUUUUGAUGACUUUAUGGAUUUCAUGGAUGACUGUAACAUUAGUGUCGUUGCCGCUAGAUGUCACUGAAUGUUGAUACUAGAUUCUAAUGUAUGUAGGUAAAUUAUCAGUGGCCUCAAGAGUAGGUCCUAGUAGCCUCAGCUUUUAUUACUUUGUGCAGGAACUCAAUAUUGUAGACUAUUGACCUGUUCUCAACUGUAUGAUUAGUGACUAAACUAGAUGUCGUGUUUUUUUCC